GUACAAAAUGGCGAACAAAAUAGAAAUGUUUUCCUUGUUUUGUGUUAUAUUUACAGUUGUUCCAGUCGUGUUUGGGACAAAAGGCUCAAAUGCAACAUUGCCCGUGGUUAUUUGGCAUGGCAUGGGUGACAGCUGUUGUAACCCCCUGAGCAUGGGAUCCAUAGAGCGCCUUAUAGAGAAAUAUGUCCCAGGUGUCUACGUUCAUUCUCUCGAAAUAGGGAACAAUAUUAUCGAGGACAUGGAGAAUGGAUUCCUAAUGAAUGUGAAUGACCAGGUUACAAUGGCUUGUGAUAAGAUAAAGAAAGAUCCAAAACUGGCAGCAGGAUACAAUUCUGUGGGCUUCUCCCAAGGUGGCCAGUUCUUGAGAGCAGUUGCCCAACGUUGUCCCAACCCGCCUAUGCACAACUUGGUCUCAAUGGGAGGGCAGCACCAAGGAGUUUAUGGCCUUCCAAAAUGCCCUGGGAAUAAUUCUACACUUUGCGAUUAUGUCCGAAAGUUGUUGAAUUAUGGAGCUUAUGUUGGAUUUGUUCAGAAUAGGAUUGUUCAGGCUGAAUAUUGGCAUGAUCCAAUGAAUGAAGAUGAAUACAAGGCAAAGAGCGUCUUCUUGGCCGAUAUUAAUCAGGAACGGGUAAAGAAUCCUGUAUACAAGACUAACCUGAUGAAGCUUGCCAACUUGGUACUGGUUCAAUUUACUGAGGACACUGUUGUGGAACCUAAAGAGUCUGAGUGGUUUGGAUUCUAUAAACCUGGGCAAGCCAAAGAGAAGUAUACACUACAAGAGAGUCCACUUUAUAAAGAGGACUGGUUGGGACUGAAGGCAAUGAAUGAGGCGGGUAAGCUUCACUUCCUGGGAACAGUCGGAGAUCACAUGCAGGUCAACGAGACAUGGUUUAUACAAAACAUCAUCAAGACUUUCUUUGUUUAACACUGCGAUAAAUUACUAUAAUUGUUAUGAGUUAAAAUCCAAAAUGAUUUCACGAUAGAAAAUUCUGCAGAUACACCCAUAGAGUUAUUCAUCGAGGUCUACAUGAAUGAGUGCAAAUGUUGAUUAGUUUUUGUAUUAUUCAUAUUAAUCAAGAAAUGUUCAGCAUUUACACAGUUGAGUCUAAACUGAACGACUCAAUGGGAAAAUUAUUCCACAUUUGCAGAAAAUUGAUGUUUAAUUAGUAAAA
Owenia fusiformis is the source of this 1172-nucleotide messenger RNA. Lineage: Eukaryota; Metazoa; Annelida; Polychaeta; Sabellida; Oweniidae. The record is from the annotation of a GenBank genome assembly.